CAGCGGGCGGUGGCGGCGGCGGCGGUGGCGGCCGGGAGAGGCCCCUCCUUCACGCCCUCCUUCUUUCCCUCGCUCGCAGCGGAGCGGAGCCGGCGGACGCGGCUGGGCCCCCAACCCUCCCCGGGCCAUGGCCGGCAACGUGAAAAAGAGCUCCGGGGCCGGGGGCGGCGGCGGCUCCGGGGGCUCGGGCUCGGGCGGCCUGAUCGGGCUCAUGAAGGACGCCUUCCAGCCGCACCACCACCACCACCACCUCAGCCCCCACCCGCCGGGCACCGUGGACAAGAAGAUGGUGGAGAAGUGCUGGAAGCUCAUGGACAAGGUGGUGCGAUUGUGUCAGAACCCAAAGCUGGCGCUAAAGAAUAGCCCACCUUAUAUCUUAGACCUGCUGCCAGACACCUACCAGCACCUCCGCACUGUCUUGUCAAGAUAUGAGGGGAAGAUGGAGACCCUUGGAGAAAAUGAGUAUUUUAGGGUGUUCAUGGAGAAUUUGAUGAAGAAAACUAAGCAGACCAUAAGCCUCUUCAAGGAGGGGAAAGAAAGAAUGUAUGAGGAGAAUUCCCAGCCUAGGCGAAACCUAACCAAACUAUCCCUGAUCUUCAGCCACAUGCUGGCAGAACUAAAAGGAAUCUUUCCGAGUGGACUCUUUCAAGGAGACACAUUUCGGAUUACGAAAGCAGAUGCUGCUGAAUUUUGGAGGAAAGCUUUUGGGGAAAAGACAAUAGUCCCUUGGAAGAGUUUCCGACAGGCCCUUCACGAAGUGCAUCCCAUCAGCUCCGGGCUCGAGGCCAUGGCUCUGAAAUCCACUAUUGAUCUGACCUGCAAUGAUUAUAUUUCAGUUUUUGAAUUUGACAUCUUUACACGACUCUUUCAGCCCUGGUCCUCUUUGCUCAGGAACUGGAACAGUCUUGCCGUAACUCAUCCUGGUUACAUGGCUUUCCUGACAUACGAUGAAGUAAAAGCUCGGCUCCAGAAGUUCAUUCACAAACCGGGCAGUUACAUUUUCCGGCUGAGUUGCACUCGUCUGGGUCAGUGGGCUAUUGGGUAUGUCACUGCUGAUGGGAACAUUCUGCAGACGAUCCCUCACAAUAAACCUCUCUUCCAAGCCCUGAUUGACGGCUUCAGGGAAGGCUUCUAUCUGUUUCCAGAUGGACGGAAUCAGAAUCCCGACCUGACAGGCUUAUGUGAACCAACUCCCCAAGACCACAUCAAAGUGACCCAGGAACAAUAUGAAUUAUACUGUGAGAUGGGCUCCACUUUCCAGCUGUGUAAAAUAUGUGCUGAAAACGACAAGGAUGUGAAAAUUGAGCCCUGUGGACACCUCAUGUGCACGUCCUGUCUCACGUCCUGGCAGGAAUCCGAAGGCCAGGGCUGUCCUUUCUGCCGAUGUGAAAUUAAAGGUACUGAGCCCAUUGUGGUCGAUCCGUUUGACCCUCGAGGAAGUGGCAGCCUACUGAGGCAAGGAGCCGAGGGAGCUCCCUCCCCAAAUUAUGAGGACGAUGAUGAUGAACGAGCUGAUGAUUCUCUCUUUAUGAUGAAGGAACUGGCUGGUGCGAAGGUGGAACGGCCUCCUUCUCCGUUUUCGAUGGCCCCACAAGCUUCCCUUCCCCCAGUGCCACCUCGACUUGACCUUCUGCAACAGCGGGUGUCUCUUCCUGCAAGUGCUUCUGGUCUUGGAACUGCUUCUAAGGUAGCUUCUGGCUCCCUUCAUAAGGACAAACCAUUACCAAUACCUCCCACACUUCGAGAUCUUCCACCACCACCCCCUCCAGACCGGCCAUAUUCUGUUGGAGCGGAAUCCCGGCCACAGAGACGUCCCUUGCCUUGUACACCGGGUGACUGUUCGUCCAGAGACAAACUGCCCCCUGUUCCCUGUGGCCGCCUUGGGGAAUCAUGGCUGCCUCGGCCAAUCCCCAAAGUACCAGUGGUUGCCCCCAACUCUAGUGACCCCUGGACAGGUAGAGAAUUAACCAACAGGCACUCACUCCCAUUUUCAUUGCCCUCACAAAUGGAACCCAGAGCGGAUGUGUCCAGGCUUGGAGGCACAUUCAGUGUGGAUACCUCCAUGAAUGUGAAUAACAACCCAUUAGCAGGUUCAGAGUGCGAGCACCCCAAAAUCAAACCUUCUGCAUCGGCCAAUGCCAUUUACUCUCUGGCCGCCCGGCCUCUUCCUGUACCAAAGCUGCCCCCCGGCGAGCAGUGUGAAAGUGAGGAGGACACAGAGUAUAUGACCCCCUCCUCCAGGCCUCUGGGGCUUCCAAAGCCAGAUGGGAAACGGCCUUUGGAGACCGCCCAGAGUUCACGAGCGUGUGACUGUGACCAGCCGAUUGAUAGCUGUACAUACGAAGCAAUGUAUAAUAUUCAGUCCCAGGCGACGCCAUCAGCCACAGAGAGCAGCUCCUUCGGGGAAGGGAGUCUGGCUGCGGGCCAUGGGGGUGCCGGCCCCGAGGGAUCAGAAAAUGAGGAAGACGGCUAUGACGUCCCUAAGCCGCCGGUGCCGGCUGUGCUGGCCCGCCGGACCCUCUCCGACAUCUCUAACGCCAGCUCCUCUUUUGGCUGGUUGUCUCUGGAAGGCGAGCCCACCACACACUUCACCGAGGGUUCCCAAGUUCCUGAAAGGCCUCCCAAGCCGUUCCCUCGGCGAAUCAACUCAGAACGGAAAGCAGGCAGCUGUCAGCCGGGUGCCGCUGCCGCCGCCGCCGCCUCCUCGCCACAGCUCUCCAGUGAGAUCGAGAGCCUCAUGAGCCAGGGCUACUCCUACCAGGACAUUCAGAAGGCCCUGGUCAUUGCCCACAACAACAUCGAAAUGGCCAAGAACAUCCUCCGGGAAUUUGUUUCUAUCUCGUCUCCUGCCCACGUUGCCACCUAGCAGAGCCCUCUCCGCUGUGGCGUCAGGACCAGUGAGCCGGGCGCUGUCCCCCGGGCGGCCCCUCAGAGGGCAGAGGUUCCUCGGGAGACUUCACAGUGAAGUCUGGCCCUCUCUGUGGGAUUCCACAUCUGUGGUUCCAAGAUUUCAAAACAGUGGAAUGAACGUGGAGCAGCUAGUGUGUUUUACUUUAUUUGUUUUGAGAGUGGAUUUGAAGGUGUCCUUCAGCCCCCAAUUAGAGUGUGGAUUUUUAUUAAAUGGUAGCCUACUGGGGGAACAGUCCAGAAAGCGGUGGGAGAAGUAUUGUGCUGUAAAUCCUCAUGGGGGACUUCAGACUUCCCUGGGUUAAGGAGUGCUUGUGCGUGUGUGUGUCUGUCUGUCUGUGGUGGCGUGUGUCCUGUGAUUAUAAGGUGAGCCUGCUGUGUGGUUAAUCCUGGGCAGGGAAUUAGCACAAGAGACGUAGGAAGGAAUGGUCCGGAGACCUCCCUCUACUGUGGUGUGAGACCCCGCCCUGGUGUGUAGUUUGGCGCCCUCGAGCUCCCCUGUGGCUUGAAUUACCGUGCGCACAGCUCGAGUCUUGUAUUUUUAGAACACCCUCCCUCUGUCCUUUCCCCUGUCUCUGCCUCCUCCUCCUUGGUGUCUGUCAUUGGCCACGGGCUUGCUCCAACCAGCCUCACUGAAGCCCAGUGGCUUACAGGAUGUUCCUGAUUAUGUGUGAUGGUGUUGGUUUGUUUGGUGGAUAGACAGGGCAAGGAAAAGUACUGUUGCUGCAUCAUCACAGUCCUGUGUGAUCCUAGCGGCUAACACUGGUCACUCCAAAGCACUGUUUCCAUAGGAACGUUGAUUCUGUGACAAUGAGAUGUUUUAAUUAUCCUAAUGACGUAAUGACUGAUCUGAGAUAGAGGCCUUCAGAUACAUUCCAUGCCCUCCCCAGAAGGCCGUCUGUGGGAGUCCGUUGCCUUCCUGCCAGGUGUGUGUUCUCAUGUAGGUCACGGGCGUUUAUCCUUACUGGAAGGGAAGAACAUUUGUUUGCAGUCUGGCUUUCUGGCCUGAAGGCCACCAAACUUUGAGGAGCUUCCUUUUCAUGCUCUUUCCCUUGUUAUGCAGAAGAUGGACAAAAUAGAUAGGACUCAUCGGUUUGGUUUUUCUUCCCAGUGAGUCAGUUCCAUCUUGUGUGGGCACCUCCCUCGGAACGUGAGCCAGGUUAUACUUUCAGAAGAGGCUUUUGUCCUUGCCCUUGAAGGGGAGGGGAUGGCACCCAUGGUAGCACAGCAUUUUGCUGGUAAUUAGCACCAGUCCUCCCCUGGCACCACCAACGAUGUGGUUUUCUCUUGUGCCUGUGGCUUUGGGAACGGAGCAUCUCUUCCCCUCUUCUCGCCACACUGGUCCUCUGUGCUCUUCAGAGACCGCAUUCUCCAUAGCAGUGACAGGUCCCGAAGUGCGACGAACACCUUUGCAGGGGUCAGAGAUGGGGCGAAAAGCCCAGCAGCUGGUGCGCGUGUGGGUUUGUGAGGAAGAUUCGGAGUCCAGCGUGGGGGGGGCCGUGAAUCGGUUCCGGUAAGGUACUGCGAAAUGAGCCCCAGUCAGCCAGUGCUCUGGCCGGUCUUUGCUGAAUUCCCUAGCAGGCCGUACCCUCUUGCGCAGCAGAAGCAAACCUACUCUUUGAUACAUCUGCCCUCCUCUAAGUCUAAAUCAUGCUUUUGUCUUUAGAUCCAGACAGAAAUGAAUCUCUCGAGGUCCAUUUUCUUUCCCGUUUUUUCAUCUGUGGAACUAAAGCGUUUCCUGAUUCUUCUCUUCGCUUUUGGCUAUUCCUAGACCUUUUGGCUUUGUGCUCUUGCCUCAGAGCCAUUUACAUUCCCAGGGUAGAUGGUACUGGACCUCUUGUCGAUAGGCUCUGGCUCCCCAGUGUCUGCUCAGCAUGGCCGGGAGCAGCAGCCCUGCCCGGGCACACCUGGGAGCGGGACAGUGGCAGUCACUGGGAAGCAGUGACCUAGCGUCUCCUUCUAAGAGCCAGUAAGGAGCCUGUUUCAUUUGUGGUUAACACUCCGUUUGCAUUUUGUUUAGAUGGUGGAGUCAGGCAAAGAACCAGGGAAGAUGGCAGCAUUUUCCCUGCCUGUCCACACUGGAAGUUUUCCUUGUCUGCAGACCUCGUCCACAGUCUGAAGGGCCAAGGCUGAAAGCCAAACUCCGCUCCUACUGAUUCGGCAGCCAAACAGAUCAUCAGAGCUGUGAUCACCUGGCUCCAUGUUCCUGACUUCUUCCUGCAGGGAACGAGAGAGGCACCUCUCCUUUGCCUCACAAGUUCUCCUUCCACCCCUGCACCAGACUGGGAGACCAGGUUGGGGAGUGGGGGUAUGCUCAGGACAAGCCCCAUGUGACUCCUCAGGCCUGGCACUGCCUCCCUGCUCAGCCCCACCAGGGGGACGGGGCGGGGGUUUUAGGUGGGGUGGAGAGGAUGGUGUGCAGGCCAGGCUGUGUGCCCUCACUCAGUGCCCUGAAGUCCGUGUGUGUCGCUCCCUCCUCCCUACCUACCUCUGACCCUGUUGUGGGUGAGGGUGGCCGUGCUCAUGGCUGUCUGGAAACUGAAGAGGCAGAGACCUAUUAAGGAAUCUGUAGACCACAUGUUUUCUCUUCCUUGGCUUCUUUCUUCUGCUGUCUGGGUAAGCCUGUAGGCACAGUGCCCGGGAAAGCGGAUGCCUCCCGACCUGCCUGUCUCAGUGUCGUGGCCUUGACCUCCUGCUGAAACAUGUGGUAGGGGCAUGGCAGCUAAGAGGUACCGCCUACAUGUGCUUUCUGGCUGUGGUGACUUGGGAUUUUUAACCUUAUAUAUCUUUUUCCUUUAUUCAAAACAGAACAAUUUUUAGCACACUGAAGAAAAAAAAAGCCAAACAUUUUGUGCCUUUCUAAGGCAGCACUGUAUCCCAGGCUGCAUUUUAGGACUUAAUAUGGAAAUACCAGAGUCUUAGCUCCUCUACCUUGAGUGUCAGUCCUUACAGUCUAGGAGGGAGGAGGAGACACUGUGUGGGGCUGGGGAAGAGGGCACACAGGUGUGGUGGGGCAGCGGUCCCUUCCCCCUUCCCUGGUGGCUCCGUUGGUAAAAGCAAGCAUUACCCUGGGAUCAUUUGGCUCCAAUCAGAAUCGUAGUUAGAGGUUGAAUGCUGUGUCUCCAGCAGGAGGAGAGAGACUGUCCUGGGACUCCCAGGAGUGCUGUGGACCCUGCAGGUGUGCUAGCCUCCAGGUCCUGGGAAGGACCCAGCUGCGGGGAAGAGCGGAGGAUGGACUCUGCUGACAACAGGAGGUGGUUUGUGUCUUUCUGCUGGAUCCCAAACUGGCCUAGACCUCCUGCCUCUCCCUUCAGACAUGGCUUUUCUUUUAUUUGAAGAUUUCGGUCUUAAAGCAUUAAGCAGCCAGUGCCCUUGGUGGGGGCCAGUUUUCCCCUAGGAAAGGCGGCAAGGCCCACAUGCCAGAGCCUGGCCUCAGGAUCGUGGCCACUGUAGGUUUCAGCAAAGGAAAAAGAAAAAAAUGUUUUCUUCAUGGUAUUUUACUUCUCCCUUUCCCUUUUCAAUUCUUCCCUGCCUUUAACUAAUAAGGAAUUGGGGAAAGAAUUCUUUUUCAAGUCCUCCCUCUUUAGGAUAUUGACAUUCUUGGCCUGGGUGGGGCUGAGGAGAACUCGAUGCUUUCUCCAGAAUAAAGAGUCCCAAUUUGUAUAUCAGUGUUAAAAAUAAGACAAAAACUUAGAUGAGAUUUUUGUGGACUAUUUUAAAAAAUGUGUCAUUAAUAUAAAAAAAUUUAUAUUAGCAGUAUUUAAUCAUUCUCACCUGUAAAGAGUAAGAAAAACAGAAGGUAAAUAUUCUUACAGAGAAGAGCAGAGCUUUAAGAUUCAUUUUCGAUUUUAAGUCCCCUUUGUUUUGCCAGUGUAUUAAUGUCUAGAGGUCUGUUAUACUAAUGUUAUUUAUUAAUUUUUUUUCAUUUCCAUACACAGUUAACUAAAGAGCUUUUUCAAGCACCCAUGUCUGUAAAAAAAAAAAAAAUAUUUUUAAAUAAAGUUUCUUUUGUUGUA
Enhydra lutris kenyoni (northern sea otter) is the source of this 6923-nucleotide messenger RNA. RefSeq names its product Cbl proto-oncogene. NCBI's taxonomy places the organism in Eukaryota, Metazoa, Chordata, Mammalia, Carnivora, Mustelidae. The record is from RefSeq and is a predicted model, not a curated record. Gene Ontology annotation, biological process: negative regulation of epidermal growth factor-activated receptor activity; cell surface receptor signaling pathway. Gene Ontology annotation, molecular function: receptor tyrosine kinase binding; ubiquitin protein ligase activity; SH3 domain binding. The transcript is spliced from 17 exons. Gene Ontology annotation, cellular component: plasma membrane; membrane raft. The coding region runs from base 128 to 2866 and encodes 912 amino acids.